Trichomonas vaginalis G3 is the source of this 489-nucleotide messenger RNA. RefSeq names its product RNA polymerase II transcription regulator recruiting protein. Gene Ontology annotation, molecular function: DNA-binding transcription factor activity, RNA polymerase II-specific; RNA polymerase II cis-regulatory region sequence-specific DNA binding. Lineage: Eukaryota; Parabasalia; Trichomonadida; Trichomonadidae. The transcript has a single exon. Gene Ontology annotation, biological process: regulation of DNA-templated transcription. Bases 1 to 489 code for a protein of 162 amino acids. Gene Ontology annotation, cellular component: nucleus. The record is from RefSeq and is a predicted model, not a curated record.
AUGGACGACAAUCAUGAACCCGGAGGUAAAGAACCAAGUACAUUUGAAGAUGAAUCAACAUUGCGCAAAAGGUUUUCACCUGAAGAAGACGAAAGACUUAAAAUGCUUGUAAAUACUAUGGAAAAUGUUCAUUGGAAGGAAAUUGCAGAGCAUAUGCCAGGAAGAAAUGCAAGACAAUGCAGAGAUAGGUACAACAAUUAUCUUUUCAAGGAAAUAAUAAAUAAACCUUGGACUCAGCAAGAAGAUGAAGUCAUCAUGAAUUUAUUCGAGUUGGUUGGCCCAAAAUGGUCUCUUAUAGCUAAAUCUCUUAGUGGUAGAAGCGGAAAUAAUGUAAAGAACAGAUGGUAUAAGUUUUUGAAGAAAAACUUAAAGAAUUUUCAUAAAAAUUCAAUUCAAAAGAAUAAAUGUAGAGAUGAAACAUUAUUAUUUUGGAACCUAAUUACAGAAGAAUUGGAGGGCUUUCAAGCACUUAAGGAAUUCGGAAUCUAA